UCACAACUUCCUAGCCUGUGUCAUGUUCUCGUUUGGUUAAUUUAUCACAAUUUCAGCUGAACUCAACCAUAUUGGUUGUACUUGUAAUACUAUUUUGGACAAUUUUUUGAACGUGAAAGUAUUUUAUAUAUUAGUUAUCUUUGGUUUACGUAUUAAAUUUUAUAAAUUAAAUAAAACAUUAAAUUAAAGUUGUAGUUAUAUAAAUUUUCUCAAAAAAAAGACAUGGAACCGUUCAAGGUACCUAAAAAAAUUAACAGACACGUUCUAAAAGCCAUCGACUUCCUUCAAACUUCCCGAACUGAUCUUGUGUCCAUUGCUGCAAUACAAGACCGAGUGAAGCAUUCACUUCGAUACACCAAGCAUGUAGAAAACUUGGAGGAUGUGGUGAUUGACUCUUUGAAACGCCAGACAGAGUUGGGAAUCAUAACACGAAAAGGAUCCUCUGUGUAUACAAUGGCAUUUGGAUUUCCAGGACUCCAUUCGAAGAAAGUCAACCGCCACGUCCUCAAAGCCCUUGAGUUCCUCCAACAAGCUGGAAACGAUAUUGUGUCGGUUGGAGAGAUACAGGAGCGUGUGAAAAAAACGAUUCGUAGAACGAAACCUGUAAACAAUCUAGACAACGUCGUUCUGGAAGUUUUGAAAACCCAAUCAGAGCUUGGCUUGAUUAGACGACUCGGUUCAUCCCAAUACGCUCUGAAUCGCGCAUUCCAGGGACUACGCUCUGUAAAGAAAGAGGCUGGUGAGCGUUGCAACGACUCCUUGACUGUAAACGAAAUAGCCGGUGUUCGCAAGAUUUUGCUUAAAGCAAAAAACCGCCAAAUUCAGAGAAAGCCACGAGUAGUGAGACCAAAACCUGGUACUGUCAAAACUGAAACAUCUCCUGGAAACGCACCGGACAUUAUAUGUGAGAACCUAUAUAUGAUGGACCGCCCUUUACAUGGUAUGAAUACAGAGGAAAUAUUAAAAUAAUAAAGUAAGAAACGGGAACUUGCGAAAAUGUUUAAAAUCACGCUGAACGGGAGCAAUAAAAUCUCAGUUUUCUGACGGACUUAGAAUCGGUUACGCAGUUCCAGUCAAGCCUGUUGACGUUUAAAAAAAGUAGCAACAAUUAUAAUUACAAACAGCCAAGCUCUGAUCAAACUUUAAAUCUCGACUCGCCAUGUUCCUAGUUCCCAAAUUUCCCUCGAGGCUUCAGGCUGUUGUCAGGCUCAUCUGUUUCAAUUGGUUGUAGAUCAGAAAAUAAAAAACAAGCGAAAUUGUUUUCAAAGUGGUUCUCACAUCAAA
This is a messenger RNA of Drosophila kikkawai, 1284 nucleotides long. It is a transcript of the gene vrs, whose product is annotated as versager. The record is from RefSeq and is a predicted model, not a curated record. NCBI's taxonomy places the organism in Eukaryota, Metazoa, Arthropoda, Insecta, Diptera, Drosophilidae.